Ziziphus jujuba (common jujube) is the source of this 1395-nucleotide messenger RNA. RefSeq names its product rhodanese-like domain-containing protein 6. Bases 92 to 1261 code for a protein of 389 amino acids. The record is from RefSeq and is a predicted model, not a curated record. NCBI's taxonomy places the organism in Eukaryota, Viridiplantae, Streptophyta, Magnoliopsida, Rosales, Rhamnaceae. The transcript is spliced from 9 exons.
CUUACCAAGGGCGGUCCGUCGCUUUGAACAGGCAGCUAUAGCUCUAGGGCUAAUCUCACUCGAAUUUGGGCUUUCUUCUUCAUUUCUAGUUAUGCGACUCCAAACUGAAGACGAGCUCUCUGCAAUGGAACCCGAACCCCAAAACAAUGAGCAAGAAGAAGACGGAUAUGGCGUCCUUCUCUAUUACAAGUAUGCCCAAAUCCCAGACCUUGACGACCUUCUCGCCUUCUACCACUCUAACUGCAACUCCCUCUCUCUCCUUGGCCGUGUCCGACUAUCUCCUCUCGGCGUCAACGUUACCGUUGGUGGGAAGUUAAGCUCAUUGAAGAAGCACAUUGCUGCAGUUGAGUCUUAUAGUUUAUUCGAGGGGACUGACUUUAAGCUCGCGGCUUGUCAUCGCCCAUUGAAGGACAAAGUUGCUGAGGAAUGUGGGUUUACUUCCCUCUCAAUACGCGUGGUGAAGGAGUUGGUUACUCUUAGCUCCAAUCCUCUUCUAAAAUCACCAGCAAUUUCAAAUGCCGGGACACAUCUUUCUGCUGCUGAGUUUCACUCUGUUCUUCAGAAUGCUGGACAUGUUAUGGAUAACGAUAGGACAACACCCAGCGAAGGGAUUGUUUUGUUGGAUGCUAGAAAUUUGUAUGAGACAAGAAUUGGAAAGUUCCACAAAUCAAAUGUGGAAACUUUGGAUCCAGGCAUUAGGCAGUAUAGUGAUCUGCCCUCGUGGAUAGAUGAUAACUCUGAUCAAUUGCAGGGCAAACAUAUCCUUAUGUAUUGCACUGGGGGUAUCAGAUGCGAAAUGGCAUCAGCCUAUAUUAGGUCAAAAGGUGUUGGUUUUGAGAAUGUGUUUCAGUUAUUUGGCGGAAUACAACGUUACCUGGAACAGUUUCCAGAUGGUGGUUAUUUCAAAGGAAAGAAUUUUGUUUUUGAUCACCGGAUUUCAGUUGGAAGUUCAGAUACAGAUAUAUUGGGUAACUGUCUGCUUUGCAGCUUUCCAUUUGAUGAUUAUUCUUCACGCCUCCGAUGCACUUACUGUAGGAUGCUUGUUUUGGUUUGUGAUAGCUGCCAGAAGGACAGCUCUACGUUUGUCUGUGAGCUAUGCCAGAAGCAUGGCAAGGAUGUUGGGUUGAUUUCAUUUAAUGUAAAUGGCAAACCAGAUGCAAUGUCUCCUCAAGCUGAUGAUAAAACUGUUUCCCCAGAUUCCAAACUCUCACUUCAUCUGCCUGGGAGACAGGGUAAGAGAUUGGGCAUAGAAGGAAGCUAAAGAUAUUGUGCUUGCACGGGUUUCGACAAAAUGCCUCUAGUUUUAGGGGACGAACUUCAUCCUUAGCCAAAAAACUCAAAUCCAUUGCUGAGCUUGUCUUCGUGGAUGCACCUCAUGAAUUACCGUUCAUUUAC